AUGUCUCAUGGCGCCGUUGAAACUGAGCGCUUUUUGCACCUCUACAUCUUCGAUAAGGCGCCGCGUUGUUUGCCACCUUACCUCGACCUCGCCCGGCGAAGCGACGACUUUUUCGUCCGAGCCCUGCGGCGUGCGGCACUGCUCCCCUGGCGCGACGCGCGAUUCUGGCGCCGGGCUGCGGACGCAGUGGCCGAGAGGGAGAAGAUGGCUGGGCGCGACCUGGCACAGGUUUGCUUGGCCUUCCGGAGAGUAGACUUCCCAAGCCGCAUCCUCUCGCAGCAUUGCCAAAGCUAUGUGGCCGAAAAUGCGCCGAGCUUCAACACAUUUGAGCUUGCGGCGGUGCUGAGCUACUUCUCGUAUGCUGGAGCUGGUUUGCCAGGCGCUGAACAGUUUGUCCAAAGCUUGGCAGACGAAGCAGUGUCAAGUUGGAGACAAAGGGAAGCGGUCCCUUGGUCAGCUUGGAAGAUGCUGGUCAUCGCUUCUGCUGAAGCUGGUGUAGACCAUCAACUCCUCUUCACCACAGCGGCGCCACAUUUAGUGCGAAAUGUCAAGUACAUGAGUGGGCGAGAUGCUGUGGAUGUGUGCGGUGCCUUUGCAGAGUUCCGCUUCAAGCACCAAACCUUGCUCAUGGAGCUGCAGCGUUUCUUGCCCUCAAUGGGACUCUCUGAUGCUGAGGUUGCCGCCUUGCAGGCGUCCUUCUUGCGCUUGGACUUUGAAGCCCCGCAGCUGCGGCGUUUGCAGAUCCCUGACGACAUCCGCAAGAAGGAAAGCAACACCACGCUGGGUGUUUGGGGCCCGCCAGAUGCUGAGUUCAAUUGGUGCGAAGAGGACUACCAGCUGUCAGAGUGGAUUGCGGAACCUGUGAACACUGCCUCCUGCCUUCCCAUGAUCUUGCUGCCACUUCUAUUCUUAGCAAUGCACGAGGCGACGGCAGAUGUUUGUGUCAUCGCUUGGAUGGAAGUAGCAAUUGCAAUCGGCAGUAUGCUUUUUCAUGCCACCUUGCGGUAUCCCAUGCAGUUGGCAGACGAGCUCCCCAUGCUCUGGUACGUUUCUGCAGUGGCGUGCAGCUGCUUGAAGCGUUUAAAAGCUGUUCAUGCUUAUCCAUUGGCCUAUGGCUGGGCAGCGGUUUUAAGCAUCGUCAUCAUCGUGACUCAGCAGCAUUCGCUGCUCCAUGACUGUUUUCGUGGCAUGAUGACUGUUACUUUCUGCACCGGCUUGGUGGUGAUAGGCUGGGGAUCAUCGUCGAUCUCGGUCCGCAUCAAAAGCUGCCGCGAUGACAAGGGCAAACGUGCAGCGAAAGCGGCAGAGAACAUGAUGCAAGCAGCUUUGCUCAUGUUUGCAGUUUCGGUGGUGAGCUGGCUCCUGGACAACUACCACUGUGCGAGGCUCAAGAACCUGCCAGGUGGCCUUCCGUAUCCACAGUUGCACACUUGGUGGCACAUGUUCAUCGCAGGGACCUUGCACUGCAUCACGAUGCUUCUGCACAUGGAUUCUCAUCGGGACUCGUCUGGUCUGGACGUGCGCUUCGUGGCAGGUCUUCCUGUGAUUGAUACUUGA
Durusdinium trenchii is the source of this 1557-nucleotide messenger RNA. NCBI's taxonomy places the organism in Eukaryota, Dinophyceae, Suessiales, Symbiodiniaceae. The record is from the annotation of a GenBank genome assembly.